GCGUCAGGAGUUGUGUUGUCAAAAUGGCAGAACACGAUCAUCACCAUCACGUUUCUCCGUGUUUCUGCGAUUUCAUGAGGUUGUUGUGGUCCCUGGUCGCGCCCUGCGUCUACCUCAGCCUGGUCCUGACCCUCGUCCUGCUGCUGCUCGUGCUGGGGGUCCGGAUGUGGCUGCGGGGCCGCCGCAAGGCCCGCCGGGAGCAGGACGGCGGCGGCCCCGUGGUGGCUUUCUUCCACCCGUACUGCAACGCCGGAGGAGGCGGGGAGCGGGUCCUCUGGUGCUCCCUGAGGACCCUCAUGAACCGGUACCCCAGCAUCUCCUUCGUGGUCUACACUGGAGACCAGGGAGUGACCGGCGAGCAGAUUCUGGACGGAGCCCGACAGCGUUUCAACAUCGCGCUGCCUCGACCGGUCGCCUUCGUCUUCCUGCGACACCGCUCACUGGUGGAGGCCAGUUCUUACCCAUACUUCACCCUGCUGGGUCAGAGCGGCGGCUCCGUGUUCCUCGGCUGGGAGGCGCUGACCGCCUUCGUCCCCGACCUGUACGUGGACUCGAUGGGCUACGCCUUCACCCUGCCCAUCUUUCGUUACCUGGGAGGCUGCGCGGUGGCGAGCUACGUCCACUAUCCCACCGUCAGCACCGACAUGCUGUCUGCGAUCACAGAGAGGAACCCCGGGUUCAACAACGCUGACUUCAUCUCCAGAGACCCCGUGCUGAGCGCGGUCAAGGUGGUUUACUACUGCUGCUUCGCCCUGCUGUACGGCCUGGCCGGCUCCUGCAGCGACGUCAUCAUGGUGAACUCCACCUGGACGCUGGGACACAUCCUGUCUCUGUGGCGCUCCCCGAGCCGCACCAGCAUCGUCUACCCUCCCUGCGACGUCAGGGCCUUCCUGGACGUCCCACUGGAGGAGGAGAAGGAGAAGGGGGAGGAGGAGGAUAAAGGGGAGGAGGGCUGGGAGGAGCUUGGCCCGGAGCUGGAGCGUGAAGAGGAAGGAGAGCCGGACAGGAAGUGCCACUCCAUUGUGUCGGUGGGUCAGUUCCGACCAGAGAAGGACCACCGGCUGCAGAUUCGGGCGUUUCGCAAACUGCUGGACAGGAAGAGGGAGGGGCCUGGGGGCCGGGAGUCUCUGCGGCUCGUGCUGAUUGGCGGAUGCAGGAACCAGGAGGACGAGGAGCGGGUGCUGAUGCUGCGAGGCCUCUGUCUGGAGCUGGAUGUGGCCGACCGCGUCGACUUCAAACUCAACGUGCCCUUCGAGGAGCUGAAGAGGGAGCUGGUGAACGCCAGCAUCGGUCUGCACACCAUGUGGAACGAACACUUUGGUAUCGGCGUGGUGGAGUGUAUGGCUGCAGGCACCAUCAUCCUCGCUCAUAAGUCUGGAGGUCCAAAGCUGGACAUCGUGGUACCGUAUGAAGGCGGACAGACGGGCUUCCUGGCCGACAGCGAGGGGAGCUACGCCGCUGCCAUGGAAACCAUCUUGGCGCUGUCUCCGUCGGCCAGACUGGAGAUCCGACAUAACGCCCGGCGCUCUGUGGAGCGAUUCUCUGACCAAGAGUUUGAGGCUUGUUUCCUCGCUGCCAUGGCGUCUCUGAUGAGUAAGCUGGAGCUAUGAGGAGGAUCAGCCGAGGCCCGGAGGUCCACCGGGGACCGGGACUUGUGGGGCGAAACGGUCACAUCCAUGUUUAAAACAAGCUUCCAACGCUGCGUCUCGUUCCUCAUUUAAAAUGGAGCCGUUGUUCAGUUCCUGGUGGACACCCACAGAUAAACUUGUCUUUCUUAUCCGCUGCAAUUUAGGAAAAAGAAACGGCAAAAAAAAACACAUUCCCAGUGACUUUGCACGUGUCAAACUCGACGAAUGUUCACCAAACGGACAGAAAGGUGGAGGAGCAACAGACGAGAAGCGCUGUUCAGUAUCAGCAGACCCGUCGGGGUUAGUGUCAUACGUCACGAUUCGACUGCGAGCCGUCAUGAGAACCUCCCCCGCUACAGGGAUGAUCGCGAAAAUGUCGAUUCAUCAAAAGGGACCCGGCUUCGGAGAAGCAGACGACGGACCAAACAUAAAAGUUUGAUUUAUAUCAAUCAAUCAAUCAAUAACGUAUUCAUGGUGAAGUUUCCAUCUCUUUUCCAGUUACUGAAUGAUGCUGAAAUGGAUGUGAUGGGGUUUGCAAAGUUAUUUUUCCUGAUGAAGUUCCCCAAAUGAAUUCUUGGUGUUUCUCUGCACAUCAACGGAGCACUUAAAGGUGUUUGGGUGAAGAUGCUGGGCAAAAUAUCACUCAUUUAAACGUUGUUUCACUUUCUGCAUACCUGUUUGUAAUGAGUUCACAAAGAUAUUAUCCUGUGUGAAAUAUAAAAGAUGUUUAUUUCAAAGAGGCAUUGUUAUUAAGAAUGUUCAUGUAGAGAAGAUGAGAAACUGAAGUUCCUUUUAAACAAUACUGAAAUAAAGACAAUCACCAAACACUU
Pseudoliparis swirei is the source of this 2458-nucleotide messenger RNA. Its product is annotated as GDP-Man:Man(3)GlcNAc(2)-PP-Dol alpha-1,2-mannosyltransferase-like. Gene Ontology annotation, molecular function: GDP-Man:Man(3)GlcNAc(2)-PP-Dol alpha-1,2-mannosyltransferase activity. The transcript is spliced from 5 exons. Gene Ontology annotation, biological process: protein N-linked glycosylation. Lineage: Eukaryota; Metazoa; Chordata; Actinopteri; Perciformes; Liparidae. Gene Ontology annotation, cellular component: endoplasmic reticulum membrane. The coding region runs from base 24 to 1610 and encodes 528 amino acids. The record is from RefSeq and is a predicted model, not a curated record.